Exophiala oligosperma is the source of this 1493-nucleotide messenger RNA. RefSeq lists its product as uncharacterized. The record is from RefSeq and is a predicted model, not a curated record. Lineage: Eukaryota; Fungi; Ascomycota; Eurotiomycetes; Chaetothyriales; Herpotrichiellaceae. The transcript is spliced from 2 exons. Gene Ontology annotation, biological process: secondary metabolic process. The coding region runs from base 277 to 1428 and encodes 383 amino acids.
CGACGACAUGCAACUGAUCCUUGUUGGAUUCGCAAGAUACGCCGUGUCUGUGUCCCUUCCUCCAGUAUCCGCUAGAUCCGAGGUUGAGAUCAGGCCGACAGCCCCCUAAAGCAAUACCAGAUAUAUAUAUAUAUAUAUAUAUAUGACCACUGCAUCGACUUAGCAUCACACCACUCUCCCUGAGACUACUCCGUACGAAAAAGCUCUCCCACCAUCACCGAAUAUUAGCACAGUCUCUGCUUAAGCUCGCUCCUGCAUUGAUCGACCACCUUCACAAUGGUUCGUCUCUCGGACGUCAAAGUGGCAAACAGGGACUUCAUCGCCUCUCUCACAGAACCCCUCGUCGCCGUCUUCGUAGGCGGCACGUCAGGCACAUGCCAAUACGCUCUUCACGCACUGAUAUCCACCACCGCUUCAGUGAACAGUAAAACAAACGACAAACCUCUCCAAUUGCGCAUAUACAUCGUCGGGCGCAACCAAAAGGCCGCCGACGAGACGAUCGCCGAGUGCACCAAGGCGUGUCCGAGUGCGAAAAUCACCUUUGUCCGAGCCAAAGACCUCGCUCUUCUCAAGGACGUUGACCGGGUGUGCGCCGAAAUCACCAAGCUUGAAAGCGCCGCCACUGGCGCAGAAGGGGAUGGGAAUGGGAAACCGAGGAUCGACCUCUUGGUCAUGAGCCAAGCCGGUUCCAUUUUCGUAACGAGGAAAGACACGCCCGAAGGUCUCGACAACCUAAUGUCGCUGAUGUACUAUUCCCGCAUGCGCUUCAUCGACCGUCUACUCCCACUCCUCUUGGAAUCUCGUCUUCCUCGAGGGUCUGGAGGAAGUGACGGCGGUGGAGGAGGAGGAGCACACGUCAUCUCCAUCUACGCACCUCGUACCGAAGGCACAUUGUUUCCCGACGACCUCUCCCUGCGCCAGCCGGGUCACUUCACGUACCUCAACGCGCGCUCACACAUUGCGUACUUCAAGACGGCCUUUUUCGAGACCCUCGUCGCCAAGUACCCCGGCAAACUGAGCUUCUGCCACGUCUUCCCGGGUCUCGUCCACACUCCCGGGUUCAAGAACCCGGAUUUGCCGACGUGGUUCAAGGUGGUCUUUGCCGUCGUGGGCAGGCCGCUCAUGUGGUUCGUGGGGACGUCGCAUGCCGAGAACGGUGCGAGGAUGUUUUACAUGGCCACGCCGCACUAUCCGGCCGGCGGCGGCAGCGCGCCCAAGACCAAAGGAGAUGAGGAAAGUUUUGCCAUGGGCGCCGAUGGGAAAAGGGGGAGUGGCGUGUACUUGGUCUUCAAUGACAAUGGAACCGAGUCGAGAGAAAAAGUGUACGCGAAGAGUCCCGUCAAGAAAGAUGAGCUGAGGGAAAUGGUGUGGAGGCACACCAUGUGUGCGUUUGAGGAGAUUGAGAAGGGAAAGGUAUUUCAAGGGUAGAUAGCCAGGAGUAAAUGGAAAAGUUGAACUAGAUCGAUUUAUACCUUGUUUACGACUGGGUUCAU